AUGGGUGACGCCGAUAUCACAACGAGCCAGUGGAGGCUGGUCGAGGUCGGCCGCGUCGUCUUGUUCAGCGGAGGCCCGUAUGAUGGACGGUUAGCCACAAUUGUUGAGAUCAUCGACCACAAGCGGGUGCUCGUUGAUGGACCAUCCGAGAAGGGCCCCGUCCCCCGACACGCCGCGCCCAUCACCAACCUCUCCCUCACCCCGAUCGUUCUUCCCAAUCUUCCUCGUGGUACCGGCGUCGGCAAAGUCAAGAAGGACUGGGAGAAGGCGGAGGUGGACAAGAAGUUCGAGGAGAGCACCUGGUCGAAGAAGCGCGCUCAGUUCCAGAAGAGGAAGCAGCUGAACGACUUCGAGAGGUUCAAGGUCAUGAAGCUGAGGAAGCAGGCACGCUUCGAGGUCCGGAAGACUCUCGCCAAGCCGGCCGUGCACCACCCUGUCCUCCUCACCAAACACGUCAACAUGGCCAACCCACGCAUUGAAGAACUCCCGGACGAGCCCGAGAAGAAGGGCGCCGAGGUCGAGGACGCAGAGUCUAGCGACGAAUCUGAGGGCGAGGGCGCUGGCGAGGCCGGCAUCCCCGCAGGUGCCUCUGUCGCCGUGCACUCGCGCAACGAGAAGAAGGCUCGGAAAGCAAUCGCCAAGCUCGGAUUGAAGCACGUCGAGGGCAUUACCCGAGUCACUCUUCGCCGGCCCAAGGGGAUCCUUUUCGUUAUCAACCAGCCCGAUGUCUACAAGUCCCCCUCGAGCAACACUUGGAUCAUCUUCGGCGAGGCCAAGAUCGAGGACCUGAACUCCCAGGCUCAGGCGUCUGCCGCCCAGCAGCUUGCCAACGCCGAGGCCGCCGCCCAUGACCACGCCGGACAUGACCACGACCACGACCACGGCAAGGGCAAGGGUAAAGCCGUUGAGGACAAGAAGGAUGAGGACGAGGAUGACGGCGAGGAGGUCGACGACUCCGGACUCGAGGCAAAGGACAUUGAGUUGGUCAUGCAGCAGGCUAGUGUGUCAAGGAAGAAAGCCGUCAAGGCCCUAAAGGAGAACGACAAUGAUAUUGUCAACUCCAUCAUGGCGCUCAGCAUAUAGGCCGGCUAGGCAGGACUUGCGUUUAGGGAAAUUCACAUAGCUCACCCCAGGCUUUGGAAGUCUCUGGGACUUCUGUCACCAUGUAUGAGGGCUUAUAAAACGGAUGUACCAAAAGCUAAUCUGGGUAAUG
Trematosphaeria pertusa is the source of this 1213-nucleotide messenger RNA. RefSeq names its product NAC-domain-containing protein. The transcript has 6 exons. NCBI's taxonomy places the organism in Eukaryota, Fungi, Ascomycota, Dothideomycetes, Pleosporales, Trematosphaeriaceae. Bases 1 to 1083 code for a protein of 360 amino acids. Gene Ontology annotation, biological process: protein targeting to membrane; translation. Gene Ontology annotation, cellular component: cytoplasm; ribosome; nascent polypeptide-associated complex. The record is from RefSeq and is a predicted model, not a curated record. Gene Ontology annotation, molecular function: structural constituent of ribosome.